AUGAAUCCAUAUAUGAGCUGGGCCAUCCUGCUCCUUACUGCAGGUGGACUGGGCUACUACUACAAGAAUGGCUCAACCCCCAAGUCACGGCCUGCCUUCCUAAAGCCGACUGAGAGGCAAGAGAGCACGCCGGCAGGGAGCAAGAAGGAAAAGGCUAAGCAGCGCAACAAGCAACGCAAGAGCCCGCAGCCGGAAAGCAACAGCAGCAGAAACAACUCCAGCGAGGCUAGCAAUGGAGUCAACACACCAGCAGCGGUUCCAGAAACCAAAACGGUGCAGCGAGCUGCCGUCAAAGCCGAGGAGCCGGUAUCGACCGGCAUUGGAGGCAUGGACGACAACUACGAAUUUGCCAAACAGUUCUCCAAAGCAAGAAACGGCACUCCUCUGGCUGCUAAGGCGAAGCCUGGUGCCGGUACGAAAAUAAAGAAGCAGCAGCAGGCUAAGCAGCAGAAGCCUCAGCAACAAGAACAGCAAGCACUGACUAACGGAGACUCCCACGCCAACCACGUCUCUACCGCUGCUUCAUCUACCACUGGCGCAGAUGCAGACGACGACAUGUCACCGAUCAACUCUCCCCGCGUCAAGCCUGCCGGCGAUGUCACCGACAUGCUCGAGGAGCCUGCUCCCGCCGCAUCCGUCCUCCGCCUGACCGGUGACCUGGAAGAUGCCCAGAACGGCAAGAAGAAGAAACAGCAAAACUCCUUCAAGUCUGUAGAGACUAAGAAGCAGCGCCAGGCCCGCCGUAAGCGCGAAGAGAAGAACGAGAUGGUCAAGCAGGCGGAGAAGGCCAGGCGUGCAAUGGUCGAGAACCAGAUGCACACGGCCCGGGAAUACGAGAGACAGCAGGCCAAAUCAACGGCAUCGUCACCACCCGCAAACGCAUGGAAGCCUGUCCCUGCCCUUUCACCAGCCACCAAUGGCAACACCAACGGCAACGGCACCUCCACUAAGCAGCCGUCUGUCAUGCCAUUACUUGACACCUUUGAGCCGACCCCUGCACAACCCACGCCUACACAGACCGGCAGCGGAAAGAAGCCGUGGAUCAAAGAUCUACCUUCGGAAGAAGAGCAGAUGAGAAUGCUCAACACUCGAAGCAGUGAGAACGAAUGGACCACCGUUUCCAACCGCAAGAAGGAGAAGCGCAGCAAGGGCACGACCGAGUCCAUGAGCGAAGCCAGCAGCUCAGAGGUCCAGGCCAACCCCAUCGAGACCUCCUGGUAA
This is a messenger RNA of Nannizzia gypsea CBS 118893, 1221 nucleotides long. RefSeq lists its product as hypothetical. Bases 1 to 1221 code for a protein of 406 amino acids. NCBI's taxonomy places the organism in Eukaryota, Fungi, Ascomycota, Eurotiomycetes, Onygenales, Arthrodermataceae. The transcript has a single exon. The record is from RefSeq and is a predicted model, not a curated record.